CGCCGUCCCCGUUGGGGGUUCACGGAGCUGCUCCCUCCGUCCCUGUUGGAGCUUCAGGGAGCUGCUCCCUCUGUCCCCGUUGGGGGUUCACGGAGCUGCUCCAAGCUCUGGGUCGCCUGCGAUGAGGAUCCGCCUGGCGAGAAGGUGGACGUGGGUCCGCAAAAGCUGCGUUGUUCUCGGCUUCCUGACGGUCGCUUACUUGGUGGUGGAGCUGUCGGUUUCUUCCCUGGGUGCCUCCCUCGCCGGGGAGAGCAGCACCAAAGGGAAGCGGGAGAGGCGCUUUUCUGACGGGGCAGAAGAUGCUGUGGAUUUGGCUCGUCCGGUUUAUGACAAAUCGCCGCCUGAUCCCAGCGCCCCAGGAGAAUGGGGUAAGCCCUUUCGCCCGCAGCUGAGCCCUGAGGAAAAGAAACAGGAAGAAGAACUGAUUGAGAAGUACGCAAUUAAUAUUUUCUUGAGUGAUAAAAUCUCUCUCCACCGGCACAUUGAAGAUAAUCGACUGAGAGGCUGUAAAACUAAAACUUAUAACUACAGAAGACUGCCCACAACAUCUGUUAUAAUUGCUUUUUACAAUGAAGCUUGGUCAACAUUGCUGCGGACGAUACACAGUGUACUUGAAACAUCACCUUCAGUGCUUCUAAAAGAAAUUAUACUGGUGGAUGACUUGAGUGAUAAAGUUUAUUUGAAGGCUGAACUUGAAAAAUACAUAAGCAGUCUGCAAAGAAUUCGUUUAAUAAGAACCAACAAACGAGAAGGAUUAGUUCGUGCGCGCUUAAUUGGUGCUACCUUUGCUACUGGUGAUGUCCUCACAUUUCUAGACUGCCACUGCGAAUGUGUCUCCGGCUGGCUGGAACCACUGCUGGAGAGGAUUGCUGAGAAUGAGACUGUUAUUGUUUGUCCUGUCAUUGACACUAUUGACUGGAACACAUUUGAAUACUACAUGCAAACAACAGAGCCCAUGAUUGGGGGGUUUGACUGGAGGCUGACAUUCCAGUGGCACUCAGUGCCAAAACAUGAACGUCUCAGACGCAAAUCUGAAACUGACCCAAUCAGAUCCCCAACUAUGGCUGGUGGCUUGUUUGCUGUCAGCAAGAAGUAUUUUGAGUACCUGGGUACCUACGAUACAGGAAUGGAUGUUUGGGGAGGGGAGAAUUUAGAAUUAUCAUUUAGGGUUUGGCAAUGUGGAGGCAUGUUGGAAAUUCAUCCGUGCUCCCAUGUAGGCCAUGUGUUUCCAAAGCGUGCACCCUAUGCUAGACCAAAUUUCCUUCAGAACACGGCUCGUGCUGCUGAAGUGUGGAUGGAUGAGUACAAAGAGCACUUUUACAACAGAAAUCCUUCAGCAAGAAAAGAAAACUAUGGAGAUAUUUCUGAAAGAAAGAUACUAAGAGAGCGUUUGAAAUGCAAGAGUUUUAAGUGGUAUUUAAAAAACAUAUUUGCUGAGUUGCAUGUACCAGAAGAUCGUCCAGGCUGGCAUGGUGCUAUCCGCAGUGCAGGAAUAACUUCAGAAUGCCUCGACUACGUCUUACCAGAACAUAAUCCUACUGGGUCUCACUUAUCUCUCUUUGGAUGUCAUGGCCAGGGAGGCAAUCAAUUUUUUGAAUACACAUCGAAUAAGGAGAUUAGAUUUAACUCUGUUACUGAGCUAUGUGCUGAAGUCCCUCAGAAUGAAGACUUCAUAGGUAUGAGGAGCUGCCCCAAAGAUGGAUCUCCUAUUCCAGAAAUUAUUGUAUGGCAUUUCAAAGAAGAUGGGACUAUUUAUCAUCCUCAUUCAGGAAAGUGCCUUACUGCUUAUCGUACAACUGAGGGACGUGCUGAUGUGGAAAUGAGAACUUGUAAUGUUGCAGAUAAAAAUCAGAUUUGGAAAUUUGAGAAAUAAUCACAGCUGGUCUAAAAUGGACUGUGGUCUCCAACGUUUCUACACGUGUGAGCGACAUUUGAUUGUAUGCAUUGGAAUGCCUUCUGGCGCUCUGUAGCAGUGUAGAAACUAUAUCUGCUGUGGUGAACUGUAUGGAAAGCAAAAGUAAAUACUGAGGUUUAAUUUUUCAAAUGUUGAGUACAGAUCUAAUGCCUUUUAUUUUUGUAAAGUUUUGAUUCAUUAGUUUCUUACUUUGGUCUGUCUUGGUUAUGGUAAAACAGGCUCUUGAGGGGACUGAGGAGAGAUUUUUUUCUUUAAUAAAAAGUGUACACAUUAAACGUGCAGGAUAAUGUUACGUGAAAGUAAAGAAUCCUCAGUUACAGAAGUAAAAGUUAAAGUUCUUGUAGUGGAAUUAACUGACCAAUGUUGCAGAUACGUUAUAGCAAGUGCAUCUAACACACAGAGUAGUACUACAGUAGCAUGUACUUGGAUUGUUAUGGAUGUGGAAAGUUGAAUCUUGAACCUUGUAAUGUCCUGCAGUUUUCUGGGAAUUAACACACUCUUAAGAGUUUCAAGGUGGCAACUAGGUCUAUACUACGUUAAAGAAACAGACGAUUCUGUAGUAAAUGGGCUUUGGCACUGUUUCAUAGUCUUGUGCCUCUUCUGGAAAUCUUCCUCAUUGGGAUGAGUCAGUUGAUCACGUGUUUAGAGAGGAGUAUGGUGGCAAUGGAACUAGGGACAUGCUGACAGUAUAGGAAUAAAUAGGGAUGGCUGCAGUAAGAAUUCUGUUUCAAAGUAAUGGAGAAAGCAAGCAAGCACAGAAUUGCAUUACCUACUACUCUGUCUUAGGUAUAUGAUAUUUAUAUUACCUUUGUGUAAGCUUUUCCAUAUUGGCCCUUUCAUCCUAGGGACACAGCUUAUGUGACUACACGGUGUAUCCAUUUUUUUAUUUGGUCCAUCAGCAUGGUAAGGGAAGGAGAGACAGAGGGAAAACUUGGGCUGUUUUAUUUUGCAUCAUGUGUUUUUUGCGACAGCUGGCACACAUCAGCCAUGGGUUGAGUUUUGAAGUACUGCAGCGUGCUCUGUCUUUUUAUAGUCACGACAGUACCAUGGGAGACAUCGGAUAGAGUUGGGAAGGUGGAGGUCUUGAAGUAGAGUUGAAAAGGUGAAUGGCAGUUUGGAGGAAACUUAAGAUUUGUUGGUUAGAUAGUUCAUGAAACAACUUAAUUACAGAAAACAUUCUAUCCUAUUAUGCAGUUUUGGGGCUUAUUGAUUCUUGUGUUACUAAUCAGUUUUGAGGGAGAUUCUAGACCGUAGAUGUGAUAGAUAUUUUUCGUACUUGGAAAAAAAAUGUUGUGUUAAUAUCUGGUUUUAGGUUUAUAUGAUUUAAGUUCAAAACUUAACUUUUCAGGCAUUUCAGUUUUUUUUGAUUACUUUCAUUGAAGUGAUAAAUGUUCUUCAGUAGCUACAGUGUAGUAAUUCUUGACAUGGGGCAGGUAGGCAAUAACUUGAGCUCAUGAGCAAUAAAAGUCUGGAUACUUGAGGAAUGUAGUAAGUGUGCAUUUGUUACAGGUGUUGCUAGGUAGAAGGGUUAAAAGGGAACAGAUGAGACCUGAAAUAAGUGAAGAUUUGCCAAAAAUAAAGCAAGAAUAAAUUAAGACUUAUUCUUGAAUCUUGGAGUUUUUAAAGGGCUGAGAGGUUUGGGUGAAAGCAAUCUAAGAUAGGAGGGGAUCAUUGAAUCGUGCUAAAAUUGCUUGCCACUGUGUGGCAUGGGUUGUUUUAAGUCUUUAACUUGUUUGAGGAAGCUACUUGCAA
Messenger RNA from Cuculus canorus (common cuckoo), 3667 nucleotides. It is a transcript of the gene GALNT4, whose product is annotated as polypeptide N-acetylgalactosaminyltransferase 4. The coding region runs from base 122 to 1873 and encodes 583 amino acids. Gene Ontology annotation, cellular component: Golgi apparatus. NCBI's taxonomy places the organism in Eukaryota, Metazoa, Chordata, Aves, Cuculiformes, Cuculidae. The transcript has a single exon. The record is from RefSeq and is a predicted model, not a curated record.